This is a messenger RNA of Polyodon spathula (Mississippi paddlefish), 1233 nucleotides long. Its product is annotated as actin-3-like. The coding region runs from base 1 to 1233 and encodes 410 amino acids. Lineage: Eukaryota; Metazoa; Chordata; Actinopteri; Acipenseriformes; Polyodontidae. The transcript has a single exon. The record is from RefSeq and is a predicted model, not a curated record.
AUGGAUAAGCAACAUUUGCCAAAGUCGAGGAACCCAGCAGGUAGAUCUUCUACCCCAGUUCCACCUAGGACAGUAUCUAGUGGUCCAGCAAUAUAUCCCAAAAAUGCUCCUAAAGAGACUUUUAAACAGACCGUCGCUAUUAUAGUGGACUCAGGUUCUGGAAUCACCAAAGCUGGGUUCUCUGGAGAUGAGCAGCCCCGCGUAGUACUUAAAAGUUCUGUGGGGAUCAUCCCUCAGAAAAGCCGGUCCACAAAAGAAGGGCCAGAGUACUUCAUCGGAUACAACAUUCCAAAAGAGAGGGUGGACGUGGUCAAAAAGAAGCCAAUCACCCACGGCAUUGUGACGGACUGGGAUGCCCUAGAGAAGCUAUGGCACCACAUGUUUUACCAGGAGCUGCGCAUCUGCCCAGAAGAGCAUGGCAUUUUGGUGACAGAUGCCCCACUUUCACCAACUACAAACCGGGAGAAAAUGACUGAACUUCUCUUUGAAGAGUUUUGUGUGCCAGCAAUGUAUGUGGCUCACCAGUCCCUGCUGUCUCUCUACUCCUAUGGACGGACCACCGGCUUGGUAGUGGAAUCCGGCUCGGGAGCUACCUAUGUCUCCCCCAUCCACAACGGAUACUCCAUGCCCCACGCCACUUUCCGCCUAGAUCUGGCUGGCCGUGCUUUAACUGAAUACCUCGGCAAGCUGAUGGCAGACGCGGGCAACCGUUUCAGCUCCCAGGAGAAACCUCUGGUGCGUGAGAUCAAGAAACAAUGCUGCUAUAUCUCUCAGGACUACGAAGUUGAGCUGAGGUCUGAAGAGAGGGGCUACCUCAUGGAUUAUGUGCUUCCGGAUGGGCAUGCUAUCACACUGGGUAGUGAGAGAUUCCGCUGCCCUGAAAUCCUAUUUUGCCCUUCCACUCUGGGGGUGUCGGAGGCUGGGAUCCAUGUCAUGACCAUGAAUAGCCUCCAAAAGUGUCCGACAGAGCAACAUGAGCAGAUGAUGGACGGUAUACUGGUAUGUGGUGGCUCGUCUCUGCUGCGUGGCUUCCCUGAGCGCCUCAAGAAGGAGAUGAUCAAACUGGCCCCCCGAGGAGCCAAGGUAAAUGUCAUUGCCGGACCCCACCGUGAGUUCUCUGCCUGGGUUGGAGGCUCGAUCAUGGCUUGUCUCAACAGCUUCCAGCCCAUGUGGGUCUCAAGUCAGGAUUACAAUGAAAGAGGGCCUUUCAUGGUUCACCACAAGUGCUAUUAA